This is a messenger RNA of Phyllopteryx taeniolatus (common seadragon), 4794 nucleotides long. It is a transcript of the gene chsy1, whose product is annotated as chondroitin sulfate synthase 1. Gene Ontology annotation, molecular function: glucuronosyl-N-acetylgalactosaminyl-proteoglycan 4-beta-N-acetylgalactosaminyltransferase activity. Gene Ontology annotation, cellular component: Golgi cisterna membrane. The record is from RefSeq and is a predicted model, not a curated record. Lineage: Eukaryota; Metazoa; Chordata; Actinopteri; Syngnathiformes; Syngnathidae. The transcript has 4 exons. The coding region runs from base 1500 to 3734 and encodes 744 amino acids.
GUUUUGGUCAACCUAAAAAAAAAAAAAAAAAAAAAAAAGCCCUAAUUGGGAAAACAAAUGACUCAAACAAGCUUGUGUGUGUCAUCAGUAGUUUAUUUAAAAAUAACUCAAGCUUUUAUCAAAGUUGAAAUUAGGAAGGCAAUGACCCGAGGGACGUCAUGUGACUUCAUGCCGUAAGUAGUUAAUUUGAAAAGUGUGACUCAAGCGGCCUGCAGAUUAGAUAAAAGUCUGCUUUUGCCGACGACGGUGCCGGUAAUCUUCUCAGCGGGCUCGCCGACUCACAACAUCGACAUCUGAACAUUAUCACCGCUUCAUUCAUUCAUUCAUCCAUUCAUUCAUUCAUUCGAGUGACGUGUAUUUGUUUCAUAUUGUUGGUUGGGAGGGUCCAAAUAUUUGGAAACAGCCCUCGGUAAGAUGCCGUGCACGUUUACAACGCAAAUAUUAUCAUCUAUCGCUAACUAUUUUCGUUGGAUUGAACAUUUUAAUUUUCCCGUCACAACUACGCUGCCAACUUGUGAUUGCUCUUUACUGCAUGCAUACAUGGGUGUGUCUUCAAUAUUGACUUUUCUUGUUGUAAGGCAAGGCGGUGUCUUCAUAAUUUCUAUAUCUGCACUUCAUGGAAACUAGAUCGACUCUUUGGACGGUUGGGCGCCUCAAAGUUUUACAGGAGUGGAAAAUAAAUAAGUGGAAAGUAACUUCCUCCACUUGUUUUUCCCUAAACUCCCUAAAAGCUUUAAUGGGACUUGGUCAUGUCAUUUGUCUGUGUGUAAACCUGCUCACCAAUAAAACAAAGAAAAGUCUGUCAGCCUUGGCUGAAGUUUUCAGAGUGCCGUAUUUCCACGACCAUAAGGCGCACUUGAAGGUCUUAAAUCAAGGACUACCGCGGCGCAGCAACCUCCGGCGGAUUACAAGGAAAAGAUGGCCUUCUUCCGCUCCUACUGCAGUCAAAAGAUUGCCGACAAACACAUCCAGCCCAACCGCAUCACCGACACGGACGAGGUGCCGCUCACGUUCCACAUCCCGGUGAACCACACUGUAGAGAAGAAGGAGACCACCACGGUAGCGAUACGCACAACGGGGCACGAGAAGUCAGCUUUUACUUGGUUGCCAUGGUAAUGGACAGAAACUGCCACCGAUGGUGAUUUGUAAGAGGAAGACGCUGCCUAAAGAGGUUUCCGGCCGAAGUCCUCGUUAAGGCCAAUCAAAAGGGCUGGAAAAUGAGAGGGUGGCUGAGUGAGGUGGACGUAGAGAGACCGGAUGUUUUUUCCCGCGCGUCACCGUCCCUGUUGAUCUGUGACUCCAUGCGCGCCCAUCUCACAGCCGCUGUGAAAAACCAAGGGCAACUAAGACUGGGGGGCAACGCCAAGCGAGUUACGCCACCAUACGUCAAUGGAUUGCGGAUGCCUGGGCCGAGGUAUCCGCUUGGACCGUUGUCCGAGCUUUCGUGAAAACCGGCACCAUUGCUGAACAGCCCCCCGGCAACGAGACUGACUCCGACAAUGACCAGAGGGAACCCGGCGUGUUUGUUGGAGAACUUGCCCAGCUGUUCAUUUCGAACGUGGGCCCAGAGCAUCCCGGGCCGGGUGGAGUUCUUCUCCAGCGAGGGCUCGGACACGUCGGCGCCCGUCCCGGUGGUGCCGCUGACCGGCGUGGACGACUCGUACCCGCCUCAGAAGAAAUCCUUCAUGAUGCUCAAGUACAUGCACGACCACUACCUGGACAAGUACGAGUGGUUCAUGCGGGCCGACGACGACGUCUACGUCAAAGGCGAGCGUCUGGAAAGCUUCCUGCGGGGCCUCAACAGCAGCGCGCCCGUCUUCCUGGGCCAGACGGGCAUGGGCGCCCGGGACGAGCUGGGCAAGUUGGCUCUGGAGCCCGGCGAGAACUUCUGCAUGGGCGGGCCCGGCGUCAUCAUGAGCCGAGAGGUUUUGCGCCGCGUGGUGCCGCACGUGCGCCAGUGUCUGCGGGAAAUGUACACCACCCACGAGGACGUGGAGGUGGGACGCUGCGUCCGACGCUUCGCCGGCGUCCAGUGCGUGUGGUCCUACGAGGUCAGUCGCUUGCAGCCCUUGGUGGGGAAAACUCAAACUGCGAGACAGUUCGCGGCUCAUUUUCAUAUCAUUUCAUCAAUAACGAUGCAGCAGCUGUUCUACGAGAACUACGAGCCCGACAAGAAAGGUUUCAUCCGCGAGCUGCGCAACAGCAAGAUCCACCGAGCCAUCACGCUGCACCCCAACAAGAACCCGGCCUACCAGUACCGGCUGCACGGCUACCUGCUGAGCCGGCGGAUGGCGGCGCUGCGCCACCGCACCGUGCGCCUCCACCGCGAGACGCUCCAGAUGGCCGUCCUGGGCGCCCCCGAGCCGGGCCGCGAGGAGCGGCGGCUGGGGGCGCCGCCCUCCUUCAUGAGGUUCCGCCCCGGGCGCCGCCGCGACGUGCUGGAGUGGGACUUCCUCAGCGCCAAGCACCUCUUCUCCGCCUGGGACGGCCAGCCGCCCCGCCGCGCCACCGACGCCGCGCAGCGCCGGGCCUUGGACGACAUCGUCAUGCAGGUGAUGGAGAUGAUCAACGCCAACGCCAAGACCCGCGGGCGCGUGAUCGACUUCAAGGAGAUCCAGUACGGCUACCGGCGGGUCAACCCGCUGUACGGCGCCGAGUACGUGCUGGACCUGCUCCUGCUCUACAAGAAGCACAAAGGCAAGACGCUGACGGUGCCCGUGCGCAGACACGCUUACCUGCAGCAGACCUUCAGCCGCAUCCAGUUCCGCGAGGAGCGGCCCACGGACGCCGCCGCCCUGGCGGCGCGCCUCAACCGCGACUCGGACUCGCUCUCUUUCCUUUCGCCCCUGAAGAUGCUGGUCCCGUUCAAGCUGGCGGCGCCGGCGGCCGCCCGCGAGGGUCCCGCCGAGGCCCGGGACCAGAAGGUCAACGUCCUGGUGCCGCUGUCGGGCCGCUACGACGCCUUCGCGCGCUUCAUGGCCAACUUCGAGCGCGUGUGCCUGAUCCCCAAGCAGAACGUCAAGCUCCUGGUUCUGCUGUUCAGCGCCGACAACACCACGGAGCGGGUCAAGCAGGUGGAGCUGAUGCGCGAGUACCACAUCAAGUACCCGCGAGCCGAGCUGGAGAUCAAGGCCGUCGCCGGCGCCUUCUCGCGUGCGCUGGCCCUGGAGGCGGGCUCGGCGCGCUUCUCCAACGAUUCGCUGCUGUUCUACUGCGACGUGGACCUGGUCUUCACCGGCGACUUCCUGCAGCGCUGCCGGGCCAACGCGGCGCCGGGCCGCUCCGCUUAUUUCCCGGUGGUCUUCAGCCAGUACGACCCGGAGGUGGUGUACGGCGGGAAGGCGGUCCCCGCCGGCGGCGGCAACCACUACGCCUUGACCGCCAAGACGGGCCUGUGGAGGAACUUCGGCUUCGGCGUGGCGUGCGCCCGCAAGGGCGACCUGGUCCGGGCCGGGGGCUUCGACACCUCCAUUCGGGGUUGGGGGCUGGAGGACGUGGACCUGUUCGACAAGCUGGUGCGCUCGGGGGCCGCGCUGUUCCGCAGCGCCGACCCGGGCAUCGUGCACGUGCACCACGCCGUCACCUGCGACCCCAACCUGGAGCUCAAGCAGUACAAAAUGUGCUUGGGCUCCAGGGCGUCGUCGCGGGGCUCCGCCCAGCAGCUGGCCCAGCUCUGGUUGGACAAGAACCGGGCCGGCGGCGCGCCUGCCAACGCCUCGCUCAGGACGGCCUGACGCCGGGUCUGGACCUAAUUGACUUUUUAAAAUGAGUUUUUUUUAAACGGGCUCCAGCUGGGCCCGUUGGCUCAGUUCUCGUGUACCUCAGCGUCGUGCGCCAUGUUUACAAACCGCACACACACACACACACACUGUUUGGAUUUGAGUUUACGGCGGUAUCGUGACACGAGUGGGCCCAUUUUUUUUUUUUUUUUUGCCAGCCCAAAUUUGACUUUCGAGCGAGCUUCAGAUACGCUGGCGUUGAAGUUGAACCCCCAAAAUUGGAGGUGGUGCGAUGCCCUCGGGCAAGGAGAGCCACCGAACAAAUCCGAAGACUCUCGAGAGGCUGCCGUAGGCCUCGACUGCGGCUGCUGAUGUCACUCGGUAGGCCGCGCCCCUUAAAGGCACACCUCCAAUACGAAUGUAGCAGUACGUACAGUUCUUGCGCUUUUUAAAAGCAGUUGAUUUCUUCACAGUCCGUUCGGGCCGCAACCGACGAUUAUUUAAUCAUCGAAUUUUAAAUUUCCAUCCCUUCAUCCAAAAGCAGGACAGGAUUUGAAAUUGACGCUGCAGAAAAUGAAAAGUAAAGGCAGAGGUUUGCUAAGCCGUCUGCUUUCAUGGAGGACUUGAGAAAUCGGAGAAGAUUUACUGCUGAAUUCGGAGCCUUGAAGUUAAACAAAGGUUGAAUCGUUCACGCAAAAAGUUUUUGGGCUUUUGACUUUCGGGUUUUCCACGUGAACGACGACGACACCUGCUGGAUUUGCCGACGUCUAAUUUAUUGAUUUUCUUUAGUCGAGUUGGACGAUUGUAACUACUUCCUGUCACCAAAGACCCGCCUCGUUCGCGCGAAAUGUUUUACGAAAAAUGCAAAGUAGCGUUUUGUUGCCGAGCCGGCGUCCGAGGUUCGGCCGGUCCUGCCAGGAAUUCGCAGUUGGCUCUUUGUUGUUGUUCCACGUGUGACAACUCAAAGACUGAAUGAUGUCAUUCUUGUUUUGUAUCAUCUUUGAUUUUAUUUUUAUCUUUCAACUUUGUCAAAAGUGGAAAGUUUUUCUAUUUAAAAAAUAAAGUGUGGGAUUUA